Stylonychia lemnae is the source of this 2016-nucleotide messenger RNA. The record is from the annotation of a GenBank genome assembly. NCBI's taxonomy places the organism in Eukaryota, Ciliophora, Spirotrichea, Sporadotrichida, Oxytrichidae.
AUGAGUGCAACUGAGUCUAAUGAAAAUUAAGUAGUCCUCGAUCACAAGAGCGACUAGUCUAAUGAUUCCUAGAAUAACCAAAACUAGGUCAAUGCCUAAGCAAACCACCAGGAAACUGUUUCUACGCAUGUUUCCAAUGCUUAGCCCUAAAUUAUUCAACCAGCUUCAAGACUAUCCUAGAGAAACAUUGUCAAGACCAAGGAAUCGGGAGGCAAUGGUCCAGAGCAACGCUCAUUUACAUCGGCUAUCCAAACCUCAAGAGGAAUUGGAACAGUAAAAUCGACUAAGUUGGAAUUGACCGAUGCUGAAAGGGAGCUGCUACUUCUGGGCGAAUUUUCGACUAAAGCUGCCAGCAAGCAAGUUGAAUCUCUCGGGUCAAGUCAAGGUACCCCAACAAAUGGCAAUCUCGUCAAAAGGAAAACAAGAGGAAAUGAUCCAAAUGAGCCAGGCUUCAGAUCUCGUCGCUUCAAAAGCAAUUAUCAUGAUGAUUUUGUCUAUGAUGACAUUAUCGUGAGAAAAUAAAUCAAUCAAAAGGAUACUGGCCGUGAGCUAGUAGGAACUUCAAAUGGCUAGAGUUUGAGAGAUAUCUAGCAAGUUUAAAGCCAAAGUACACUUGUUCAUGGUGGUUAAUCGACAAUUAACAACAAAUUGAAGAAAAGCAUCAAUAAAAAGCCAAAGCCAAGCAAUGUCUAGAUUGUCAAGGAAUCACAACAAGUCCUUUAACCUUAAAUUAUUGUUAACUAGUAAUAUCAGGGUCAGGCUACCAACCAAAUUUAGGAGCAAAUCAAGCUCUACUGCAUUUGCAGAACAGCUGAUGAAAGUUCAUAGAUGAUUGGUUGCGAUAAGUGUGAUGAGUGGUACCAUUUUGAAUGCGUUGGAAUUGACCCUGUAUUUAUUUCAGUAUGUUUUAAUCUCUAUUUAUAGUCAACAAUCCCAGAUCUAGAGAGUUAUGAAUUCAUCUGUCCCGAGUGCCAGAAGAAAGCUUCCAAAUCAAAUCAAUCUAAGAAAAGCUAGCUUUCUGGGAACAAGAGAAACAUCAAAGCUGCUGCUAAAACUCAAAAUCAAACAUAGAUUAACUCAUCAAAUACUUAAAUCAAGAUUUUACCUCAAAACUAGUAAGUCUUGCAGCAUCAGUAAUCAUCUGCAUCAAAUGUAUCCUAGAAGAGGAAAUUCCAGAAAAAUAGGUCGGGAGCUCCCUAACUCUCCGCUUCUAACUCUAUGGCUUCAUCUCAUCAUGGUGGAAACCCUGCUGCAAAUAACAGAAAAGGAAUAAAUCAGCCAAAUGGAAAUCAAAGAACAAAUCCUACUAAAAAGGUACUGGGAAUGAAUCAUACUAACAAUAUUCCUAAUGGAAGAAUGGUUCUUAACACUAAUCUUGGAGAGAGUUCAAUCUACGAGGAUGAGGAUCAUUACAUGGAGGAAGAGGGAUUUAAUGAGUACUAGGAUGAUCAGAGAUCAGGUUUUGAUGGAUCAUCUGAGAUUAUUCCAAGCAAUACUGAUAGGAGAGGGCAAUCAAACUUGAGAAAUUUUGAUCCCAAUGAAGUCUAAUAAAAAAGAAUGAAUGAUAAUAACAUUGAAAAAGUAGUUCAGAAAGGUGACUAUCUAUAUUUUAUUUCUAAGGAUGGCAGAGACAAGCCUCUUGAGCAGAAUUUCAAGAUGCCAGUGCCAGAUCGCAGACUUGAAAUCAAAGAGGACUCGAUCUAGAAUCUUAAGAACCUCCUUUUGAAAAACCCAAAGAAAGAGGAUUUUGAGGAGAAGAAAAACAGCGGAGUACUAGGUGAGGGUAGCAGCAACAAUGAAUCCACUGCUGCUUUGUAACAGUAGAAGUCAACAAUUCAAACUCUCUUAGAGAUUUUGAAGGCAAAGUUCUAGAAGAACCUCAAGCAGAUUCCUUCUGCCUACAGCUAUCCCAGCCUAAUCUAGACUAAUGGAAAUGGAUUGAUUAACGAGGUAAUAUACUAGCCACAGUAGAAGUAGUAAGCAGCCAUUCCUCAGGCACUAUUCAAUCAAGAAUGA